CUCGUUAGAUCUAUUUCCCCGCCUACCUACUUUCUGGAUAAUUUUAUUUCCCCCCAAUCAUUUUCGGCACGUGCCACACGGAUUUGCAAAAUGUAGUUUUACGAGCCAGACACUUUAAUAACACCACAGUCACCACCAUCCAUUCAUGCCUGUCUCCAUUCUCCUUUUCUUCAAUCAUGACUCACUGUUUGUUCAGCUUCACGGAGACCCGAAACCGCUGCUACCGGUCAGCGUUCACCGGGUCGGGCCUCCGCUCCACCAUAACAGACUUAAAAGACGGAACCGUAAUGCACUACUGGGCCCCCAAGGCCCCAACCGAGGCCAAACCCAACCUCCUCCUCAUCCACGGGCUCGGAGCCAAUGCGCUGUGGCAGUGGGGGGACUUCGUCCGCGGCCUGGCGUCGCUCUUCAAUGUGUACGUGCCGGACCUCGUCUUCUUCGGCGGGUCCUACACGACCCGGCCCGAGCGGAGCGAGCGGUUCCAGGCGGAAUGUGUGAUGCGGGUGAUGGAGGCGCAAGGGGUGCGGCGGGUCAGUGUAGCGGGGCUGAGCUACGGCGGAUUCGUGGCGUACUGCAUGGCGGCGAUGGAGAGAGAGACGGUGGUGGUGGAGAAGGUGGUGGUGUGUGGGUCAGGGGUGUGUAUGGAGGAGAGGGACGUUAAGGAAGGGCUUUUCCCUGUGACGGAUUUGGAUGAGGCUGCGAGUAUUUUGGUGCCGCAAACGCCGAAUAAACUGAAGGAGCUUGUUCGGUAUUCUUUUUUCAAACCAACUCUCUUCAGCUGGUUUCCUUCUUGCUUCCUCCAUGAUUUCAUUGAGACAAUGUGCAGGGACUAUGAACAAGAAAAGAGAGAACUCAUCAAAGCCCUUGUAAAGGACCGAAAACUUUCUGACAUCCCCAAGAUAUCUCAGCCUACAUUAAUAAUCUGGGGAGAACAUGAUCAAGUAUUUCCUUUAGAACUGGGACACAGAUUGAAAAGGCAUUUAGGGGACAAUGCUCAACUAGUUGUCAUUAAGAAGGCGGGGCAUGCUUUCUGUGCGGAGAAGGCCAAUGAGUUCUUCAGCAUCUUCAAGUCUUAUCUCUUGGAUUUCCAGGUACCUGCAGAGGUCUCACCUUCAAAUGUAUAAAACAACAAUAAUCCUACUUCAAACUCCAUUAUAUGAAACAAACCCUACAAACACAUUCUUUUUCCAUUGUCUCCAAAGCAUAGGCUCAUUAAAUAGUUCAAUGCAAAGGGGUUAGUGGCAUGUUGAUAAAUAAACUCUAAAUCAUUAGCAUUUGAAACUCAUUGGAUUUGGAUCA
Vigna angularis (adzuki bean) is the source of this 1299-nucleotide messenger RNA. RefSeq lists its product as uncharacterized. The transcript is spliced from 4 exons. NCBI's taxonomy places the organism in Eukaryota, Viridiplantae, Streptophyta, Magnoliopsida, Fabales, Fabaceae. The coding region runs from base 177 to 1124 and encodes 315 amino acids. The record is from RefSeq and is a predicted model, not a curated record.